AUGAAGGAAAAGAAAUCAAUCAAUCGUUCAAGGGAAGCUGGUCUGUCUCGAAAAUCAGCAAAUCUAUCUCAGUCUGUUUCUUUCUUUCUUUCUUUCUUUCUUUCUUUCUUUCUUUCUUUCUUUCUAUCUAUCUAUCUCAGUCUGUUGGUAUCUAUCUAUCUAUCUAUCUCAUCUAUCUAUCUGGUAUCUCAGUCUGUUGGUAUCUAUCUAUCUAUCUAUCUAUCUAUCUAUCUAUCUCAGUCUGUUGGUAUCUAUCUAUCUCAGUCUGUUGGUCUCAUUCUUCAUCUAUCUAUCUAUCUAUCUAUCUAUCUAUCUAUCUAUCUAUCUAUCUCAGUCUGUUGGUCUCUAUCUAUCUAUCUAUCUAUCUAUCUAUCUCAGUCUGUUCAUAUCUAUUUUUAUAUCUAUGUCUUCGUUUCUGUCUAUUUUUUCUCUUCCUAUCUAUCUAUCUAUCUAUCUAUCUAUCUAUCUAUCUAUCUAUCUGUUGUAACCUAG
This is a messenger RNA of Acanthosepion pharaonis, 492 nucleotides long. The record is from the annotation of a GenBank genome assembly. Lineage: Eukaryota; Metazoa; Mollusca; Cephalopoda; Sepiida; Sepiidae.